AUGACUGCGUUAGUUGAAGAAAUGCCAGUUGUAAUUCAGAAAGAAGAGGAACUCAAUCGAAUCGCUCAACAAAAUUAUAACCUCGCAUCACAAUACGAAUCGUUGGACAGCGAUGAUCUGUACACGAAAUAUAAGAAACUUCAACGUCAACUGGAAUUUCUCGAAGUUCAAGAAGAAUAUGUGAAGACAGAAUUGAAAAAUUUGAAGAAAGAAAUGUUACAUGCUCAGGAAGAGAUCAAACGUAUUCAAAGUGUACCACUUGUUAUUGGACAAUUUCUCGAAGCCGUCGACCAAAACACAGGAAUUGUUGGAUCAACAACAGGUUCAAAUUACUACGUUAGAAUUUUAUCGACUAUUGAUCGAGAAUUGCUGAAAGCAGGUGCCAGUGUUGCUUUGCAUAAACAUUCAAAUGCACUUGUCGACAUACUCCCACCAGAAUCCGACAGUAGUAUUUCGAUGUUACAAGCAGAUGAAAAGCCUGAUGUUGAUUAUUCUGAUAUUGGUGGGUUAGAUCUACAAAAGCAGGAAAUUCGUGAAGCUGUGGAAUUACCAUUGACACAUUUUGAGUUGUACAAAUUAAUUGGUAUUGAUCCACCACGCGGUGUACUCAUGUAUGGUCCUCCAGGUUGUGGAAAAACAAUGUUAGCGAAAGCGGUCGCUCGACACACCACUGCAUCGUUUAUUCGGGUUGUCGGUUCCGAGUUUGUGCAGAAAUAUCUCGGUGAAGGUCCUCGAAUGGUUCGAGAUGUGUUUCGUCUUGCCAAAGAAAAUUCACCCGCAAUUAUUUUUAUCGAUGAAAUCGAUGCUAUUGCAACGAAGCGUUUCGAUGCUCAAACCGGAGCUGAUCGUGAAGUACAACGUAUUCUCCUUGAGCUACUCAAUCAAAUGGACGGUUUCGAUCAAAGCAUCAAUGUUAAAGUAAUCAUGGCGACCAAUCGUGCUGAUACACUUGAUCCAGCUCUUCUCCGUCCCGGUCGCUUGGAUCGUAAGAUUGAAUUUCCUUUGCCGGACCGACGACAAAAGCGUCUAGUGUUCUCGACUGUUACUGGCAAAAUGAAUCUAAGCGAUGAAGUUGAUUUAGAAGAUUAUGUUGCACGUCCUGAUCGAAUCUCAGGUGCUGAUAUCAACUCGAUCUGUCAAGAAGCUGGUAUGCAAGCUGUGCGGGAAAAUCGCUACAUUGUCUUAGCAAAAGAUUUUGAAAAAGCAUAUAAAAACGUUGUCAAGAAAAAUGAACAAGACUUUGAAUUUUAUAAGUAA
This is a messenger RNA of Adineta ricciae, 1257 nucleotides long. NCBI's taxonomy places the organism in Eukaryota, Metazoa, Rotifera, Eurotatoria, Adinetida, Adinetidae. The record is from the annotation of a GenBank genome assembly.